Molecule: messenger RNA, 955 nt
Organism: Amaranthus tricolor (Joseph's coat)
Lineage: Eukaryota; Viridiplantae; Streptophyta; Magnoliopsida; Caryophyllales; Amaranthaceae
Product: 60S ribosomal protein L19-1-like
Exons: 5
Coding region: 115-747 (210 amino acids)
Biological process (GO): translation
Cellular component (GO): ribosome; cytosolic large ribosomal subunit
Molecular function (GO): RNA binding; structural constituent of ribosome
Source: RefSeq, a predicted model, not a curated record
CCUCAAACCCUAGUUCUGAAAACGAGUGGUAUAAAGUCUUCUCUUCCUCCAUUUCUCAUCCUUUAGCGCUCCAUCACACAGAGAGAGGGGGAGGAGAGAGAAGAACUCGUGGAAAUGGUGUCUUUGAAGCUUCAGAAACGGCUCGCCGCCGAUAUCCUCAACUGUGGUCGCGGCAAGGUUUGGCUUGAUCCUAAUGAAAUCAAUGAAAUCUCUUUGGCCAAUUCUCGUCAAAACAUCAGGAAGCUGGCUAAGGAUGGUUUCAUUAUCAGGAAGCCUACCAAGAUUCACUCAAGGUCUCGUGCUCGCCGUAUGAAGGAGGCCAAAAGGAAGGGUCGUCACUCAGGAUAUGGUAAGCGUAAGGGUACCAGGGAGGCGAGGCUUCCAACAAAGGUAUUGUGGAUGAGGAGGAUGAGAGUUCUUAGGAGGUUGCUCCGCAAGUAUAGGGAGUCAAAGAAAAUUGACAAGCACAUGUACCACGAUAUGUACAUGAAGGUCAAGGGUAAUGUUUUCAAGAACAAGAGAGUAUUGAUGGAGAGCAUCCACAAGACCAAGGCUGAGAAGGCUAGAGACAAGACCUUGUCCGACCAAUUUGAGGCUAAGCGUGCCAAGAACAAAGCUAGCAGGGAGAGAAAAUUAGCCAGGAGAGAAGAGCGUUUGGCAAAGGGACCAGGUGCUGAUAUUGCACCCGCACAACCUGUUGCUGCUGCUCCUUCCAAGCCACAGGCCACGAAGAAAGCAAAGAAGUAAAGGGACAGUGAUGGGAUUUGACAAGGAAGCUUAGGGUUUGAUCUACCUAGACCUUGUUAUUUUGUUAGCGUAGUUUUUUUUGCAGCUGAUGUUUUGUUGAUCUUGUUAUGUUAUGACUGAGAUAGAGAUGUGCGUGAUAAAAUCAUAAUACUGAGUUGGGAUUGUAUUACUUUCUUUUAUAUGUUAAAUUGGAGGUUUGGUGUUUGGA